UCCCCUCCGCCCGCCGCCGGCGACAUCGCCUCCUCCCUCCCGCCGCCGCCGCCGCCGCCGCCGUGUCCAUCAACCCCAAGUCGGUUCUGCUAUGGCCGGGAAGAAGCGCAAGUCCGCCUCCUCCGACAAGCAGCAGAAGCAGCAGCGGCUCCCCCUCGGUGCCGACGCCGACGCGGUCGCCGACGCCGCGAAGCGCCGCCGCUCGGGGGCCUCCAAGAAGCACCAGGCGGAGGACGAGGCCGCCAUACCUUCCUCCCUCAGCGCCAAGAUCCUCCGCGAGGCGCUCAGCCAGCAGCAGGAGGAGUCCCUCGCUGACCAGCGCCCCUCCGCCGCCGCCGCCACCCCGUCUGCGUCCUUCUCCUUCCCCGUCCCUAACAAAGACGGCGAGGACGACGACGGGGAAGACGACGUCGACGAGUUCGAUGGCUUCGACGCGCAGAGCGAAUACGAUGGCGGCGUGCCGGAGAUUGAUGAGGAGGACGAGAAGGCUCUCGCUGCGUUCAUGUCAAAGGACACCUCUUCGACGCGCACACUUGGUGAUAUCAUUCUCGAGAAAAUCAGGCAAAAGGAUGCUGAGGUCUCAACAGAAGGACGGGCUCCUGUGAAGUUGGACAGCAGCAUUAUUGAACUUUAUAAAGGGGUUGGAGAGUUCUUGAGCCGAUACACAAGUGGGAAAAUCCCUAAAGCGUUCAAGCGUAUUCCUUCAUUGGAAUGCUGGGCAGAUGUUCUACAGUUGACUGAGCCUGAAAAUUGGUCUCCUAACGCAGUAUAUCAAGCAACACGGCUCUUCUCUUCAAACAUGAAUGCAAAGAAUGCUGUGCGAUUCUAUGAAGCCAUUUUACUCCCACGUGUUCGUAAUGACAUAAGGAAGAACAAGAGGCUUCAUUUUGCACUGUACCAGUCUCUGAAAAAAUGCCUAUAUAAGCCUGCGGCAUUUUUCAAGGGAAUAUUGUUGCCACUUUGUCAGGAGAGAAAUUGCACUCUUCGGGAAGCAGUCAUUAUUGGUAGUAUCAUCUCAAAAGUCUCCAUUCCUCCCCUCCAUGCAAGUGCAGCUUUAAUGAAACUAGCAGAGAUGGAGUACUGUGGCACUACUAGCUACUUUAUUAAACUAUUUCUUGACAAGAAGUAUGCUUUGCCAUAUCGCGUGGUUGACGCAGUUUUUGCUCAUUUCAUGCGGUUUAUUGAUGAGGAAAGGGUCAUGCCUGUUAUAUGGCAUCAAUCAUUGCUUGCCUUUGUGGAAAGAUACAAAAAUGAAUUAGAGAAAAAGGAUAAGGAGAGACUUGCACGGUUGUUCGAUCACCAGAAGCAUUAUUUGGUUACUCCAGAAAUUCGUAGGGAGCUUCGAAUGAGCUGCAACAGGGGUGAAAAAGACACAAACAUGUCGAUAUGUUCCCCAGUUUCUGUAAUCACGAAACCAAUCGAAGAAGACAGGUGGAAUAUACCGGAAGUGCCUAUGGAGGACUAAUCGUUUGAUUCUUCUUGGCAACGGCGUUUUAGUUUUGACCACAGCAUGAACUUUUUCGAGAGGUUUUUUGUUCUAUACAAUGAUGGAUCGCUAUCAGCAAGAGAGAAGUUGUAUGCUGGUUUUUGAUCGGUUUGGAGAUGUAUCCGUGAGUAUUCAGCGUGUAGCUGUUCUAGGUAAUCGUGGCGAUUUGUACACAAGUUGCAAAAAGGGUCCCUUUAUGCUGGACCAACGUUAUUUAUUGGAGAAGAGAUGCAAGGUCAACAACCUUGUAAUCUUGUACUGUUAACACA
Molecule: messenger RNA, 1755 nt
Organism: Oryza brachyantha (malo sina)
Lineage: Eukaryota; Viridiplantae; Streptophyta; Magnoliopsida; Poales; Poaceae
Product: bystin
Exons: 10
Coding region: 92-1465 (457 amino acids)
Biological process (GO): rRNA processing
Cellular component (GO): cytoplasm; nucleolus; preribosome, small subunit precursor
Molecular function (GO): snoRNA binding
Source: RefSeq, a predicted model, not a curated record